GUCUGUUUUUGCUCCAACAUCACAAAAUUUGUGAAUACUGAAAAACCAGGUAGUUCAGUUCCUUGUCAUUUCACUUUCAAACCGCAGACUGAAGCUCCUCCCACUGAUACGUAGUUGGGCACUCAUGUCUUGCUGAUAUCUUACACACAGGAGAAAAGCAAGGAAUGCUAAAAUGUCAGACAACCAUGAAGCACAAAAAGAUGAACUGCUGGCUCUAUCAAGCAUAUAUGAUGAAGAUGAGUUUCGCAGGACAGAAUCAGGACGGGAGGGUGAGAUCCAUCUGUGCCUUGAGCUUCCUUCUGACUUUAAACUCAUAGUCAAGGAGCCAACAUGUGUAGGGUAUGGUAUAUCAUUUCUACCAAGUAUUCUGAGUUUUUAUCUACCUGUGGACUACCCUUCAUCAUCAGCUCCAGUCUUUACUUUAAGCUCCAAAUGGCUCACAGGAGAACUAAUCACCACACUUUGCAAGAGACUAGAUGAACUCUGGGAGGCGAACAAGGGAAAUGUGGUUCUUUUUACCUGGAUCCAGUUCCUAAAAGAAGAGACUCUGGAAUUCUUAGGCAUCCAUUCUCCACUUGAGAUCCAAAGCACUGCUGGUCAGUCUCAGGGAGAAUCUAUCCAGAAGCUGGCAGCAGAAAAAAGUAAACCACAUGAAUUAGACCCAAGAGCUGUUCAAGAAGUCAAUCCUCACACAGACAUACUAAGUCACCUGCUGGAUUUUGAUGAAGCUCAGAAGCAGAAAGUUUUCGAUGGAAAGGUCUUCUGUUGUGGGAUCUGCUUCUCUGAGAAGCUUGGUUCCAACUGUUUGCUUUUUAAAGAGUGUCAGCAUGUCUAUUGCAAAGCCUGCAUGAAGGAAUACUUUGAGAUCCAGAUCAGAGAUGGUAAAGUGCAGUUCCUUGACUGUCCUGAGCCGGAGUGUACAUCUAUAGCCACUCCCGCACAGGUGAAGCUUCUGGUGGGAGAAGAGGAGUUUGCCCGCUACGACCGUCUCCUUCUGCAGUCAAGUUUGGACCGAAUGGAAGAUGUUGUUUACUGUCCUCGCAAAAGUUGUUGCACGCCUGUUAUGGUGGAGCAUGAGAGCACUAUGGGCAUUUGCCCCUCUUGUCGAUACGCUUUCUGUACCCUCUGCAAGCGAGGCUAUCAUGCUCUGUCUCAAUGCAUUGCCACGGCUGAAGAAAUUAAGCAUUUACGGGAGGAAUACUUAGCUGCGAGUGAGAUAAGAAAGAAAUUUCUUGAAAAGCGUUUUGGAAAACAUGUCAUCCAGAGAGAGGUGGAGAAUUACUUUAGUUCAGAAUGGUUGAAGGAUAACAGUAAGAAAUGUCCAAACUGUGGCACUCAUGUACAGAAAGACAAAGGCUGUAACCGAAUGACAUGUACCUCCUGUUGGAAAAAUUUCUGCUGGGUCUGCUUUACUGUUCUCAGCGAUAAUAACCCAUAUGACCACUUCUCAGAUCAAAAGUCACCAUGUUAUAAACUGUAAGUGCCUUAAAUAGACGGUCUAAAAUGUUGUUUACUAUUCACUACCUAGUUUUUAUUAUUUUUGUCUUGACUGAUUUUGAAAGAUUCAUUUUAAUGCAUUUUCAUCAAUAAUCAAACUAAAAUAUAGGUAUGGUAAAGAUUUUGUUGUGUACUUUACUGUUUUAUUUAAAUCAUUAUUACUAUUUUCCUUUUAGAUUGCACUGACAAUAAAUAGAACAGAAGAAAGCUUUUUGAGAAGUUUCCUAAUCUGGCAUAAUGAAAGGCUCUCUGAACAUGAUUUAUUCAGUGUACUAAGCAUUUCUUUACUUUUUUAUUUUGUUUUAAUAAAAAAUGUUAACAUGUUUUUUUCAUGUUAAUUUUUCAGCAGUUGUUUUCAUUCUGGUUUGGGUGAACAUUUUGAACAAACCUUAUGUCAAAUCAUGAUCGACGAAACAAAAGACUUGGGCCACACAUGGUAAAACUAUAGGAUUGAUAUGA
This is a messenger RNA of Triplophysa dalaica, 1956 nucleotides long. RefSeq names its product E3 ubiquitin-protein ligase RNF14-like. The transcript is spliced from 7 exons. Gene Ontology annotation, molecular function: ubiquitin conjugating enzyme binding; zinc ion binding; ubiquitin protein ligase activity. The record is from RefSeq and is a predicted model, not a curated record. Gene Ontology annotation, cellular component: cytoplasm; ubiquitin ligase complex. Bases 173 to 1480 code for a protein of 435 amino acids. NCBI's taxonomy places the organism in Eukaryota, Metazoa, Chordata, Actinopteri, Cypriniformes, Nemacheilidae. Gene Ontology annotation, biological process: ubiquitin-dependent protein catabolic process; protein polyubiquitination; positive regulation of proteasomal ubiquitin-dependent protein catabolic process.